AUUCCGAUUUUACCGUAAAUUAAAUUCGUUAACAUAAUAUUAAAUUUACAGUGUAGGUAGGGCGAAUACUAACGUUUAAAAGUGAACAUUAAAAAUGCAGCCCGACGAGGCUGUUAGUAGCAGUCGAAAUGAAUCGGAACCGCAGCUCCUUACAGAAUUUCUUAAGGCAGUCAAUGCUGAAUACACUCAACAGAACAGAUCGCAGACUCCCGUGCCGGUAUCUGAGGAAGCAAUAGCUCUAUUAUGCAAGCUAUUAAAACGUCUGCAUAAUAUAGAGAUAAAACGAACUUCAGCUAAACAAUUCACCGAAGGCGUACUUGAUUUUAUUGAUAUGAUGGUUGUGUUUUUGUCGAACCAAAAGAAAAUAGACUACGUCCAGGAAACUAAAUACAUUAACUUAAUUUUGGGGUCAUUUAAGACCAAAUAUUUAAAAAAUGCUUUCGUCGUCGAAGGAACAGCUAGAAUAUUGGAAAUGUUUAUGUAUAAUAAUCUUAGCGAUGCUGGUAAAAAAAUCCUGCUUAAAAUAUUCAAUAAAAUAGAUACCGGCGUGAACGAGCAACUUAGGACGGAAACUGCCGAAGGACUGCUUUCUUACAUGUUUAAUAUUAUAGAUUCUUUAAGAAAUUAUGGCGAUUAUACGUUGCAAACCGAUAUUAUGGAAGCGAUAUAUCGGAUUUUUGGAUAUUAUAUUAAAAAAUUACCUGACGAAGAUUUCGAGAAAUAUAUGAUUGAGCCAAACAGCAGAGAGUUGGGCGUAUCCCUGAAAGAUAUCGAUAAUAGCAAUUUUGAGAAUCGUAUACGGAUUUGGUUAAACAAUUACAACACAAGAUCAAGUAAUAUUUUUUCGAUAUUGUGCCAGUCUGUCACUAUUGGAUCGAUACAUUGUGAUCCCACCGAUGAGGCAUUUGAUGGCAAAAGUAUAUGGGUUGACUUUAACAUUAAAGAUGGUAACUUAGGCUUUUUUGUUUCUGAUGAGCUCGGUUGGGGUAGGCUUACGCUAUUAGCCAAAUAUGUUACUAAUGUGCAAAUUAAAAGGCCUGCUGAAAAUAGAGGCACGACAGUCAUAUUAUCGAUGAACUUUAAAAAAUCCAUUAUUUGCGAUACGGCUAAAGAAAGUAUAUGGAAGUCGGCUGAUAAACAUCUGCAAUUAACCAUAUGCAAAGAGGAUAAUGAAAAGCAGCUAAACCGACUUAUUUCACAUGUAUUACCUAAAAUGUUCAAAGAUACAUUUAUUCAUACUUCCAACCGGAUAUCCGAACAAACGAAAGCUGUUUACAAGCCACUGAGAAUUAAGAUAUCCAGGAAUCGUGCGGUGCCGUCAGAUGUCUCGAGUAUCCUCACAACUAGUGAUGCAGGUAGCAUUUCAGACGAUCGGCCACCGUCCGAGCGACCUUUGAGUGUUAUGACGACACGUGAUGUAGAACAAACACCUUCGGAAUACGCUUCGUCGCUGUCAUCUAACCACGUAUUACAACACCAGUUUGCUUCCACUAAACCUUUUCGAUCAGUGGAUUCCAUUGCCUUAUCGGAUUUUACCCGUUAUUCUACCACAAGAACCGAUUCAGUAGGUGGAAAUAGCCCUGUUCCGUCCAACUACCUGGACGACGAUGUUUUAUCACCGGAUAUAUUAAGUGAUGAUUAUAAUGUGGAUGGAGUUCGCGAUAUUGUUCAGGAUAAUAUAGUAACCUCAAGCCUUAAUAUCCUUGAUUUGGAAGACCCCAAGCCCGAAAUGUCGUCAGGCGUAUUUUAUAGCAGUCCACCCAUUUUACCAUCUUCACCUAAAUCACUUUCGGACGACUUUCGAUUCUGUCGUUCUGAAAUGUUUACAUCCUCUCCGGUAAAACGAUCUCGCUACUUCGCAAGAGAGUUACCUUUAAUCGAUACAUCUAAGAUAAACCAACAUCCUGACCCUAUUGGUGCAGAUGUACAGGAUGCUAUUGAUUUUGAAACUGUUCACAAUAAUAAUGAAAAUAUGGCCCUUGCAAAUAAUUCGACGCAAGAAAAUGUCGUUAAUGUAUUAAACACUGAGGAGGCGGACGAGGUUAUUAGGAAUAUGGCUAUUAGAAAGCAAACCUUGCUACAGGGGAAAUUCCAGUAUAAUUCUGCAUCGCAAAAAGAUAUUCUUGGUGAUCAAACAGCUCAAAAUUCCAAAGAAACUCAAAGUUCUAGUUUCUUUGAAACUGAACAGAUUUCUAGGUCUAUGUCGCAAAACGAUACAAAUAUCGAAAAAAGCAAAAGUAAAGAUAAACAGGAUGCUAAAAGUGCUUGCAACGAACAGCAGCCUGAGCUAAAACAAUUAAGUGUUGUGGUGUCAAAACAGGUAACCUCUAAAAGAGAGAUAAAGUUGCAAAAAGAAUUAGAGCCUCAACAAAUUUCCAAUAAUACGGAUAUGAUUAACAAAUCGGCCCAGGAACUUAGGGAAAGGGUCCCAGAGUUACCAUUAAACACAUCUCAAUCUGGUAUCCAAAUAAACGAAGUGGACAAUUUCAGUUUGGCCGUAAAUGUGGGUUUACCUGAUACUCAGUACUCCGAAAAGCCUUCCACAGAACAAACUGUAUCAAAAAAAGGCGAAUUAAUGGAGCCGGCAGUUAUAGACUUGUCUAAGACGGAUGAUGAAGAUGAAAAUACUUCUGCUGACAGAGAUAACAAUAAUGUGAAGACAGUACCUGCCAAAAAACCAAGACCAGAAGAGAAGAAAAGUGAACAGCCCGUAGAUGAGGCAAUGAUGAACACCGCUGAAUUGCUUACGGUUUUGAAUAAUAGUCAAUCGCAAGGGGUCGGAGAGCAAAGUACUGAUGAAAGUGUUUAUGAAGCACCAACUAAAAUAUCUACCGCAGUCGUAAAGGAAGUACCCAUAAAAAAAACCAAAAGGAAUACCAAAGUAAAAGCAAAAGAUAAUGAUACCUCCUUCAGAAUUAGCUCUAAAAUAAAGGAAACAGAUCGUAAUAUCUUUGAUUACAUUCUUGAUACAGUACAUUAUGUGCCUCAAGUACCACGCAGUGCAAAGCAAAACGCCGCAGGCAAGAUAUCAAAUUGUCUUCAGCUAGAAUCGAUUGAUGAUCCAAGGAAUGACAUUCAUUUUCUAAAAAAGAAUGACAAAGAGGAGAUCGGAAAAAAUCAACAAAAAUCAGAUUCUAAAAACGCAACUAAAGAUUUAAUAUCCACCGAAGCAAGAUUUAAUAAAGGAUUUUUAAAUAAUCCAAGAAGAAGUAGGGGAAAAUCUUCAUUAAAGCAGAAUAAAGAAAACGAUCGUCCCACUAGUCUACAAAAAACUAAGCGUAAUAUAACAAUAGAAGAAGAUGAACUAGACGAUGCUGAAAAUAAAACUAAGCUUAGUAAAUUCGUAAAUACAUGGGGAAUACCAGAUGACGUGAUGGACGAUUCCCCUUCUGUUAAGGAAAAAGCACAAGACCGUGUAGCUUCAAGCCCUGACAAAAAAUCGAUAGCUUCGUCAAAUAUUGCAUUGAAUCAGAAAACCGACCAAACAGGUCCAAACGAUAUUAUUUUGCAAGAAUCUGUAUCCACAGCGUUCGUCGUUUCAGCUCAGAUACACCACCCUAAAGAGCAUGAAGAUCCAAAAAAUGUUUUGAAUACGCCCACUGAAACAGCAGUAAGACAAGUUUCUCCCGAUCAAGUGCAAGAGAUUCAAGAGUUUCAGCAACAACUUGACGUAAUUAAUGUAUAUCGCGAAAAGGACGUACGCACCUGCAAAAAAGCGAAAAGGAUGCAAGCAGGUGAUCGGGGAAAAACCACCAAUACUAUCGUGAAAACCUCAUCCCAUCUGGAACAGGCUGUUGGACGGGAAAAAUCUAUUGAAACAGAUGCUGCUAUCGAAAAGAAUUAUGAACAACAGGAUUUUUCUUAUUCAGAAAAUACAGUGGAUUUAUCUAAAAGAUCACCAAGGCCAGUAAAUGAAGCUGCUGCUGAUCAGUGUAAAGGUAGUCAAAUUGUAAAUGAAGGAGAAAAGUCUACGCAUAUUUUCGGCGAUACCCUCCGGCAACGUGAAAAGGAACUUGAAGCAGAAAAAGAUUCUGUUCAAACAGCUGCUGCACUAAUAGAGGAACGUCCGCAACAGGAGUUUCCUUAUUUAGAUAAUAAAGUUGACUCAUCAGAUCCAGUGCCAAGUCAAGUUACUACUGUUAAAGGUCUUCAUAAAAAAAAACCCCAAAUAAAUAUUCACGAAAUAUUAAUUUUUCCGCCAAAAGCAGAACUCGAGGCCAGCACGAAGACAAAAUUGGCCAACACAGGUACUAAAUGCAAUCCAACUAAAAAUCAAGAAAAGAAGAAGAGAGGCAUUUUUGAGGAUAUUUCGUUAAAACUAGAGCAAGAGAUUAAUAAAGUAGUAGAAAAAAAAUCCGAUAAGCGAAAAAACUUUUCGGAUCUGGAAAUAUCAUUAGAUAUGAACGAAUUAAAACCUUCCGAAAAAAAGGACAAGAAGAAAGUAGGAAAAUCUAAAAAACCAACAGCCUGCAAUAGGACCAUCAAAAAACAACCGAUACUAGAGAGAAAUCAGAAAGAUAAACCCGAAAGCGAAAAACAAAAAUCUUUAGUAGACUUCCUGCUAGAAGAUGAAGAGCAUUUCGAGAGAAAAAGCACGAGUGAUGAUUUAUUUUCAAAACGGAUCGAAACAUCAAAACCGCUAAACUUCUCGCACCCGGAUAUUUUUGAUCCGACCAAUGCUGAGGAUUCGAAUUUAAACACAUUAACUGACAGACCGGAAUGUUUGCUCUCAAAUAAAGAGCAUAUUGAGGACCCUAACGAACGCUUAACCCCGGAACCGGUAGCCAUCUCUACGGCUCUAGACCAUUCCCUAUCGAAGUCCAAAUCUAAAGGAGAUGUAGAAGAUCAUUUAAGAAGUGAAGAAAAAAAAUCGUUUACUCAACUUUAUAAUGAGACCAUAAGAAACAAAGAUCAGAGUAAUGGAGGCGGAUCAAGAAAAAAAAGGAAACUAUACAGACCGGGGAGCUUUUCCCUAUUAGACCAAACUAUUGGUCUGUUAGGAGCUUCCACGCCUCCUGAAGACUUGGAUGACCUUCCAUCAAAAACAACUUCAGUAACAACUAAAAAAAGGAGAUCUGACAAAAUGGUCGAGAAAACAGCAAAUAAAUUAACAAAUACGAGAAAAUAUAGCAAACCGAAUACAAGAAAGAAAUUAAAAACCGGUGAAGACCGAAUGCACGUGAACGAAUUGACAAAUAUUUUUAACUCGGGGCUUGAUAGAGACCCGUUAAAAUUUAAGUGUCCACAUUGUCGAAAAUGUAUUCAGUUUAGUGCAACUAGACCUCUCUCUCCUUGGAUUAGCGAUGUUAAUUGCUGCCCACCCAUCACGCCGACUAGUGAUGAUGACAAUUUAGAUAUCGUAGACUCUUAUAUGCAAGAUACAGUUCCUAAGCCAUCGAAGACCCAAAGUUCAAAUAAAAUUAAUAUUCUAGGACACGUAAGGGUAUUACCGGGCAAUUCUACUAUAGUAGAAUUUCCUAAUGCAAUGGGGAAUGUUAGCUCUGCUGCAAAUCAAGUGCCAGCUGUUAGUGGACCGCCUGAAAGCUUAGCCAACUCGGUUAAUUUGACAGUUCCAGAUGAAGGAGCUUCUGUUCAAUGGGUGCUUCAACAAACCAGAAGUUUCUUUCAAAAAUUAGAAGAAACUCUUCUUGUAAGAAGUCGACAAGAAUAUUAAGAGUAAAGUCGCUAAGUUGCGUUAGUUAACAUGUUAUUUGUUCUCGUUUAAAUUUGAUAGUAUAAAGUUAAAUGUUAAAUUAUUGUUGAAUUAUUAAAAUAGUUUAUUGUGAA
Anthonomus grandis grandis is the source of this 5787-nucleotide messenger RNA. RefSeq lists its product as uncharacterized. The transcript has 41 exons. The coding region runs from base 95 to 5674 and encodes 1859 amino acids. NCBI's taxonomy places the organism in Eukaryota, Metazoa, Arthropoda, Insecta, Coleoptera, Curculionidae. The record is from RefSeq and is a predicted model, not a curated record.